Molecule: messenger RNA, 822 nt
Organism: Ziziphus jujuba (common jujube)
Lineage: Eukaryota; Viridiplantae; Streptophyta; Magnoliopsida; Rosales; Rhamnaceae
Product: non-specific lipid transfer protein GPI-anchored 3
Exons: 3
Coding region: 137-694 (185 amino acids)
Source: RefSeq, a predicted model, not a curated record
CUCCCAUUAUCAAUCUCCAUUAAUUUCCACCCAAAAAAAAAAAAAAAAAGUUAAGAAACCCUAGAGGGAUUAAUAGUUUCAUUUGCUUUGAAAAAAACCAUAAUUUUUUUUAAUUUUUUAUUUUGGUGCAAAAACAAUGGUUUCCAAGCAUUUGUUGCUUGCCUUAAUUGCCAUGUCCAAGGUGUUAAUUGUGGCUAUGUCACAAGGCCUAGACCUCGGUGCAAUUCUUCAAGCAGCAGGAGGAGGUGGUAGUGAUUCAGGUGCAAUUCCUUCAUGUUUUCAAAAAUUGCUUCCUUGUCAAGCCUACUUGAAGUCCCCGGACUCGCCGCCGGAGUCGUGCUGUACUCCGUUGAAGGAUAUGAUCUCCGGCGACAUGGAUUGUCUUUGUCAAGUCUUUAAUAACCCUGAUCUCUUGAAGAAUCUCAAUGUAACCCAAGACCAAGCUUUGAAGCUUCCAAAGGCUUGUGGUGCUCAGGCUGAUAUUUCCAUUUGCAAGAAGGAUGCAGGCUCUCCAGGCGGUUCACCGGGAGCGCCAACCACUCCUUCAACACCUGCCGAUGCUGACAAAAGUAACUCUUCCUCAACCCCAAAUGUCUCAAAGUCUAACAGCACUUCAGCAGCCAAUGGGAUGUCAAAUUUUGGAGGGUCUGGUUUAGCUGUUUGCUUUGUGUCUUUAAUAAUGUCAGCACUCUAAAAAGACUUGGGCCACUUUAAUUUGUACCACAACUCUAUGUUUCCAUUUCUAUUUUUUAAUCACCAAACAAAAAUUUGCAGGAUUUGUUUCAAAUUUGAUUUCUAAUUAUAAAUCUAGCCUUUUAAUUA